AUGUCCCAGCCCAAGCCCACCAAGGGCCGAAUGCGGAUCCACUGCCUGGAGAACGUGGACAAGGCGCUGCAGUUCCUGAAGGAGCAGCGGGUGCACCUGGAGAACAUGGGUUCCCAUGACAUUGUGGACGGCAACCACCGCCUCGUCCUCGGCCUCAUCUGGACCAUCAUCCUCCGCUUCCAGAUCCAGGACAUCAUCGUGCAGACGCAGGAGGGCCGGGAGACGCGCUCAGCCAGGGAUGCACUGCUGCUCUGGUGCCAGAUGAAGACGGCGGGGUACCCCCAUGUGAAUGUCACCAACUUCACCUCGAGCUGGAAGGACGGGCUGGCUUUCAACGCCCUCAUCCACAAGCACAGGCCUGAGCUGGUUGACUUCCAAAACCUGACCAAAUCCAACGCCCGGCACAACCUGGAGCACGCGUUCAGCGUGGCGGAGCGGCACCUGGGCAUCACCCCGCUCCUCGACCCUGAAGAUGUGUUCACGGAGAACCCUGAUGAGAAGUCCAUCAUCACCUAUGUGGUGGCCUUCUACCACUACUUCUCCAAGAUGAAGGUGCUGGAGGUGGAGGGCAGGCGUCUGGGCAAGGUCAUCGAGCACGCCAAGGAGACGGAGCGGAUGAUCGAGGGCUAUGGGGGGCUGGCCUCCGACCUGCUCACCUGGAUCGAGCAGACCAUCACCUUCCUCAACAGCCGCAGCUUCGCCAACUCGCUGGCCGGGGUGCAGCACCAGCUGCAAGCCUUCAGCACCUACCGUACCGUGGAGAAGCCCCCCAAGUUUCAGGAGAAGGGCAACCUGGAGGUGCUGCUCUUCACCAUCCAGUCGCGGAUGCGAGCCAACAACCAGCGCGUCUACACCCCGCACGAGGGGCGCCUGGUCUCCGACAUCAACCGGGCCUGGGAGCAGCUGGAGAAAGCGGAACACGAGCGGGAGCUGGCGCUGCGCACCGAACUCAUCCGGCAGGAGAAGCUGGAGCAGCUGGCACGGCGCUUCGACCGCAAAGCGGCCAUGCGGGAGGCCUGGCUGAGCGAGAACCAGCGCCUGGUAGCUCAGGACAACUUUGGCCACGACCUGCCAGCAGUGGAGGCGGCCAAGAAGAAGCAUGAGGCCAUUGAGACGGACACGGCCGCCUACAAAGAGCGGGUGCAGGCCAUCGAGGCGGUGGCAAAGGAGCUGGAGGUGGAGGGCUACCACGACAUCCAGCGCAUCAAUGGGCGCAAGGACAACAUCCUGCGGCUCUGGGAACAGCUCCUGGAGCUGCUGGCUGCCCGACGCCAGCGCCUGGAGAUGAACCUUGUCCUGCAGCACCUCUUCCAAGAGAUGCUCCACAGCAUUGACUGGAUGGACGAGGUCAAGGUGCAGCUGGCAUCACCCGAAUCUGGGAAGCACCUUCUGGAGGCAGAGGAGCUGCUGCAGACCCACCGGAUGCUGGAGGCUGACAUGGCCCUGCAGGCGGAGAAGACACGGGCCGUCAGCGCCGCCGCCCUCUGUUUUGCUGACGCUGAGGGCUACCGUCCCUGCGACCCCAAAGUCAUCCGGGACCGU
This is a messenger RNA of Balearica regulorum gibbericeps (East African grey crowned-crane), 1542 nucleotides long. Lineage: Eukaryota; Metazoa; Chordata; Aves; Gruiformes; Gruidae. The record is from RefSeq and is a predicted model, not a curated record.